CACGCCGUUCUAAUUGGAAUAAUUCUCUCGCAUUGAUUUCUCGCUCGCGGCCGAGGGGAGAGUAGUAGUAGGAGGGGGGUGGUGGCAGUUUUAUCGAUCGUAGCAGAAGCGGUACUUCUCCCUCUCUCCCUCGCUCAUUCCUAAUCUGUGCGGAACUACGGCGACUCUCCUCCGGCGCAAGAGCGUGGUUCCUUCCUCAUUCCGCGGCGAGUCCUGCCCUAGCCCUGCUACCGGUCCCGUCCUAACCCUGUUACCGGUCCAGUGCUAGCCCAUUCACCGGUAAGGUGGCCGGCCUUUUGCCAAGCAGCUCCGGGUGGACUCAUCCCGUGGCUUCCUGGGCGAAGCCUCUCGGGAUGGCACCAUCACCGCCGCCCCCGAUGGUGGUGAUGGUGGUGGUGGUGACGGUGGCGGUGAUGGUGGCGACGGUGCCGCGGGAGGCGAUGUCGCGCCGUGCCGGCAGCGCGGUGGAGCCGAGCAUCGAUGAUCGGCGCUUCAUCAUCGAGUGCGUGCGCGCGCACAACUUCUUCCGCUCCAUGGUCAACCCGCCAGCUCGCAACAUGCUCUACAUGAGCUGGGACAAGGCGCUGGCCCUCACCGCCAAGGCGUGGGGCUCCAACUGCUGGUUCGAGCACAACGUCCACCUCCGAGACGAGGGCCGCGUCCACCCCACGUUCACCACCGUGGGCGAGAACCUUUGGGGCGGUUUCCUGAGCUCGUUCAACGCCACGGCCGCCGUGCAGGCCUGGUACGAGGAGGUGCACGACUACGACUUCCCCACCUUCACCUGCCAGCCGGGACGCGUGUGCGGACACUACACGCAGGUGGUGUGGGAUGACAGCUACAAGGUCGGCUGCGCCGUCCACGUCUGUCCCAGCGGCAUGAAGGACUUCCCCUGGAUGGACCGCCCCGACACCACCAUCUUCGUGUGUAACUACGGACCCAGCGGGAACUUCCCCCGGCAGCCUUACUCACCUGGACCGUCCUGUGCCGUCUGCCAAGAUCGAUGCAACAACCGCCUGUGUCGAAAUCAAAGCCUGGAAGAGGUCCGAGAGUACCCAGGCUGGGACCCGUCAUUCCCGCUGGGCUCGUGCGAGUCGGGCUGCGUCGCGGGCAUCGUCCUGGGCGCCCUCACGGUGCUCAUCGCCGUCGCGGGCGGCGUCUACGGGGCAGCCCGCAAGCGCCUUGCCCGCAGGGCGCGCGUGGGCACGGCGCCCCCCGGGCAGCCCGGGGCGACGCAGGCGCCCAACGGUGACGGGCAAGGUGCCGCUGUGGGCCACAAGCAGUAGAGGGGGAGAGGAGGGGUUGGGGGUUGUUGUUGUUGUUGAUGGGUUAGCUCGGAGUAAAAAUGUCAGGGCUUUCGUGAACAGUAUCAUCCACAAUACAGGUUGUUGUUGUUGAUGAUGGGUUAGCUGGGAGUAAAAAUGUCAAUGUUUGAGAGGGAGGGGCGGAGGAGUGGGAGGGUUGUUAUUGUUGUUGUUGACGAGUUAGAUCGGAGUAAAAAUGUCAGGGCUUUCGCGAACAGUAUCAUCCACAAUACAGGUUGUUGUUGUUGUUGAUGAUGGGUUAGCUGGGAGUAAAAAUGUCAAUGUUUGAGAGGGAGGGGCGGAGGAGUGGGAGGGUUGUUAUUGUUGUUGUUGAUGAGUUAGAUCGGAGUAAAAAUGUCGGGGCUUUCGUGAACAGUAUCAUCCACAAUACAGGUUGUUGUUGUUGUUGAUGGGUUAGCUGGGAGUAAAAAUGUCAAUGUUUGAGAGGGAGGGGCGGAGGAGUGGGAGGGUUGUUAUUGUUGUUGUUGAUGAGUUAGAUCGGAGUAAAAAUGUCAGGGCUUUCGCGAACAGUAUCAUCCACAAUACAGGUUGUUGUUGUUGAUGAUGGGUUAGCUGGGAGUAAAAAUGUCAAUGUUUGAGAGGGAGGGGCGGAGGAGUGGGAGGGUUGUUAUUGUUGUUGUUGAUGAGUUAGAUCGGAGUAAAAAUGUCAAGGCUUUCGUGAACAGUAUCAUCCACAAUACAGGUUGUUGUUGUUGAUGAUGGGUUAGCUGGGAGUAAAAAUGUCAAUGUUUGAGAGGGAGGGGCGGAGGAGUGGGAGGGUUGUUAUUGUUGUUGUUGAUGAGUUAGAUCGGAGUAAAAAUGUCAGGGCUUUCGUGAACAGUAUCAUCCACAAUA
Molecule: messenger RNA, 2159 nt
Organism: Petromyzon marinus (sea lamprey)
Lineage: Eukaryota; Metazoa; Chordata; Hyperoartia; Petromyzontiformes; Petromyzontidae
Gene: GLIPR1
Product: GLI pathogenesis related 1
Cellular component (GO): extracellular region
Source: RefSeq, a predicted model, not a curated record